AUGCUGGACGUCCCCCGAAGUGUACUCGACGCCUCCACCAGCGGCACCUCAACCGAGCCACCCUCAACUACGACCUCACCUCCCCCCGACCCCACGCCCCAGUCUCCCGACCCAUCAGCAAUAAACACCGGCGCCAUGGCCGGCGGUGUCAUAGGCGGGGUAGCCUUCCUGUCCCUUAUCGCAGCAGCGAUCUUCUUCCUUCAUCGGCGCCUUAAGAAAAAGUCCCCUCCCAGCCCUCCUCCUCCCACCAACCAAAAUUACACCCCUAUCCCAACCAACAACAACCCUACUCCCAAUCAACAACCCUACUCCCCCCCGACGACCAGACUUCCUCUCCCUCCCAGCUCAACCCUCCCCUCCUCGACCCCCUACCUCUCCAACAUCAGCCCCCCAAUCGGCGGCGACCCAUACUUUCCCCCCCAAUACGACCCUUCCAAACAACAACCACCCGAAACACAGCAGCAGCAGCAAGGCUACUUUUUGUACGGACCCGGUAGCGGUGAUGCUGGUGUGGGGUUGUACCCCCACGGCACCCCCAACACGCAGAACUCCCAUUUUGAAUCGCAGUAUACCACCCGUCCUGCUCAGGGGCAGGAACCCUACCAACUCUAUACACCCCCGCAGCAAGAACAGCCCCAGCUCUCCGAGUUAGACAGUGAUGACGUAGCAAAAGGCCAGAGCGGUAAUCCAGCCGAGAUGAUGGGCAGUUGCGCCGAGCAGCAGAACAGAAACAGGGCUGAGAUGACGGAGAAGUGUGACGCAGAGAGACAGAGUGCAAAUCCAGCUGAGACGCCCAUAAUACCAGAGCCAUGA
Molecule: messenger RNA, 813 nt
Organism: Podospora pseudocomata
Lineage: Eukaryota; Fungi; Ascomycota; Sordariomycetes; Sordariales; Podosporaceae
Source: RefSeq, a predicted model, not a curated record